Lacerta agilis (Sand lizard) is the source of this 1020-nucleotide messenger RNA. It is a transcript of the gene SPATA25, whose product is annotated as spermatogenesis associated 25. Gene Ontology annotation, biological process: spermatogenesis. The transcript is spliced from 2 exons. NCBI's taxonomy places the organism in Eukaryota, Metazoa, Chordata, Lepidosauria, Squamata, Lacertidae. The record is from RefSeq and is a predicted model, not a curated record. The coding region runs from base 85 to 1014 and encodes 309 amino acids.
CAACUCCUUGGAGCAGCCAAGGGGCAAUGCUGCCCAGGGGCUCUGUGUGAGGUAAGGGCCAAGCCCUGUGACGCGGGUUCUAGAAUGGGGAGAGUUCAGGACAGGCACAGCACUGAGGCAGCCACGGCAGGCACAGGCCAGCUCUCAGCGGACACCAUGUCCUAUUAUGGGAUGGGGAAACCUUCCGCAGGCUUCUUUUCAUCUCCAAGUCCAGGAGAAUCCAGCAGCAGAGAGGUCGAAAUGGCACCAAGUGGCCCGCCGAGCCUCUACCCUGGGAUGCCGAGGGAGACGCCGGCUUCGGGGGGCCUCUCCUCUGCCAUUGGGUUCCUGAGGAGGAAGCUGCAAGCCAAGCAGGGGGCCCCGUGCCAGCUCAGUGGCCCCCAGCUGCUCCAGGAUCUGGACGCCAAGCCGCCUUGUGGAGGAGCCUGCCGGUCACCGGGCACACCUGGGCAAGGGGCACCAGAAAUAUGGGAGCCACACAGAGGCCUCUGCUGCAGGAAGCUGUGCCCUCAGGGACUGGACCAGGAAUAUCCCGCCGAGCAGACUGGCGACAGGUGGCUCUUCCUCUCCUCUGUGCCGCCGCCGCCCCUUCCUCUCAGCCAGCCACCCAAGGACUUGGCCAGCUCCGGUGGAGACUUUGCGCUGGCCAGGUGGGGAUUCUUGCCCAGCGGGGUCUUCCUGAUGUCGACCAAGUUUGGCAAGGACCGAGAGGCCCAGCCACCACUGCACCUGCCCCCCAACAUCUGCAUCCUGACCCUGGCCAUGAUGAUCGCCGGCAUUCCCACGGUCCCCGUGCCGGGCGUGCGGGAGGAAGACAUGGUCCACGCUGCGCAGUGCUUUGUGGCAGAAAACCUGGAGCCUGGCAACGCGCAAGGGGAGGCAGCACAGAGGAGGAGGAGGAGGUGGGCCGCGAUGCAGCGCCUGGGGCCUUCCUGCAAGAGAGGGGACAAGCAGAGGAAGAGGGCCACCCACAGGAGCCUCCUGCCCCUGUUCCUGGCGCAGCUGGAGAAGUGAGAGCGG